Acinonyx jubatus (cheetah) is the source of this 2883-nucleotide messenger RNA. RefSeq names its product olfactory receptor 12D1-like. Gene Ontology annotation, molecular function: G protein-coupled receptor activity; olfactory receptor activity. Gene Ontology annotation, biological process: G protein-coupled receptor signaling pathway. The transcript has a single exon. Gene Ontology annotation, cellular component: membrane. The record is from RefSeq and is a predicted model, not a curated record. The coding region runs from base 585 to 1538 and encodes 317 amino acids. NCBI's taxonomy places the organism in Eukaryota, Metazoa, Chordata, Mammalia, Carnivora, Felidae.
CAUGACCUGAGCCAAAGUCGGACCCCAACCAACUGAGCCACUCAGGUGCUCCAAGAUUUGCCUUUUUAUAAGAGGCAAUCCCACAUCUGGAUAUUAAUUCAGACCUCCUUGCAUUGGUGUCAUUCUUUCCUUGUCUAUUUUUCUUAAUUAAAAAUCCCUCAGGUGCUUUCUUACAAGGUCUGGAUAUAGCAAUCUGGGCAAGUAGUUAAUUAGAGUUCAUUAGAACCCCCAUUAGAGUUCAUUAAGGAGAUGAGAGGACACUUGUAUCAGAAGGUAGAUGUGCAGACCCAGAGAAGAUGGUAGGUUGGCUAUGUGCUCAGAGUCUCUGGGAGAAAGAAACAUAUUAAUGAUAAUCAAAUGAGGGGGGAAAAUGGUGGACCAAUGGCCCAUAACCAACAGUUCACCAUAAUAUCUAAUAGUCUAAUGAGGCAAAUCCUAUAAAAGGUCUGAUGUGGGAACUGUGUAAAACAACAAUGCCCUCCCUCAAAGUACCCAUUGUGUAGACAGGAAAAUCCUCAACUACAAAGUCUCUGAUUCUCAACAGAGGUACGCUCCAUAGAGUAAUUCAUCCUUUCUCUUAAGCGAUGCUGAAUCAAACCUCAGUCACUGCAUUUCUCCUCCUGGGAGUCACAGACAUCCAAGCACUGCAGCCUUAUCUCUUCGUGGUUUUCCUUGCAAUUUACAUGGUCAGUGUGGUUGGCAAUGGAGCAGUCCUCCUGGUUGUCGUCUCUGAUCCAAGACUCCAUUUACCCAUGUAUUUCUUCCUGGGAAAUCUCUCGUGUCUAGAUAUCUGCUACUCCACGGUGACACUGCCAAAGAUGCUGGAGAACUUCUUCUCUACACACAAGGCAAUUUCCUUCUUGGGAUGCAUAAGCCAGCUUCACUUCUUCCACUUCCUGGGCAGCACGGAGGCCAUGCUGUUGGCCGUGAUGGCCUUUGACCGCUUUGUGGCCAUCUGCAGGCCACUGCAUUACUCUGUCAUCAUGAAUUACCAGCUCUGUACCCGGAUGGCUGUCACGGUCUGGACCAUUGGUUUUUUCCAUGCCCUGUUGCACUCCAUGAUGACCUCUCGCUUGAACUUCUGUGGUUCUCAUCAGAUCCAUCACUUCUUCUGUGAUGUCAAGCCUUUGCUGGAGUUGGCCUGCGGGAACACGGAGCUCAACCGGUGGCUUCUCAACACGGUUACCGGGACCAUUGCCAUGGGCCCCUUCUUCCUAACACUUCUCUCCUACUUCUCCAUAAUCAUCUCUCUUUUCUCCAAGACCCACUCCUGUAGUGUGCUCCACAAAGCACUGUCCACAUGUGCCUCUCACUUCAUGGUGGUCAUUCUUCUCUAUGCUCCUGUUAUCUUCACUUACAUAUCUCCUACCUCAGGCAGCUCCAUGGACCAGGAUCAGGUCGCUGCCAUUAUGUACACUGUGGUCACUCCUAUGCUGAACCCACUGAUCUAUACACUGAGGAACAAGGACGUGAAGGCUGCCUUGAGUAGUAUCUUCACAAAGAGGGGCGACCUGAACAUAUCUAGAGCACACUUCUAAGAGGAAGCAAUAGGCGAUGAUGAAGUUGGUGUGUGAGGUUAGACUGCUUCUCAGAUCAUGUACAAUAUGUAUAACAGGUGUAGUCUGAAGAAAAGAUAAAUGAGAAAGUCCAGAUUGUGUUAAAUAAUGCAUUCUUAGGUAGCAAAAUGGAAACCUGAACCCAUGGGACAUCAGCCAUAGAAUCCUAAUGUUCGGUUUUUGUUCAGGAUAUCACUUCAUAAAACUGAUUUUUUAUGUAUUCUUAUGGAUUCUCUAAUGACGUCAGGGAUAGAAAUAUGCCUAUAUCACUCACAUAUUGGGUACAUGAAUACUACUUAGGGCUGUUUAUCUGUGUGCUUCUUCUAAGUUAAUGUAUUUUAAGGUGAGCAAUAAAAUUCUUAUGCUGUUAUAUUUUGAGGAAUUGAAUUUGAACAUUUAAUAGGAUAAGAAAUGGUAAUUCAUAAAUGAGAAUGAGUUAAGAGGAAUUUUUAACCGUUACGUUUGAUUUCUUUUUUCCCUAAGCUGGAGGCAAAUAAAUGAUUGAAACAAAUGAUUUAAGCACUAAUUGACAGGGAUAAAAUAGCCAAUGGUUUAUCUAAGUGCUGUGGAUCCUCUAUCUCCAGAGAUUUUUUUAAAGUCAACCAGAUGAAUGGUAAAAGAGUCCUGUUAAAUCUGUUGAAAGUGGGGACAGAAUGAAAUUAAAAUCUCAGAGUCCCUCUCUAGCUAAUUAAUAGGUAAUUUUUCCCUCGGUGUUUGGUCAUGGAAAAUGUUGAGUUUCAAAAUACUUCCUAUUUUUUGUUUGGUUUUACUAUUUCUAUGAUAAUUUCCAGUGACUGUCAUGAUGCAAUAUGACAUAAUACUGAUGAAAUGUGCAGAAUUUAUCAAAAUGUUGUCUUGUUUUCCUUACUUGUCACCAAACCCAAAUGUAACGAAAGCAACUAAGUCAUAAUUGCUGAGAUAUUUCUGGAGCUAAUGUCGGGAGGCACUGUGUUCCCUAUUUUCUAAAUCCCAGGGGUGGUUUCUGUGCAUGAGGGAUGGUGGGAGAAACAUUUAUGACUAUUUAUAGAUGCAGGUGAAGACUGUGACAGGCCUUGAUGAGCUCAGGGACUGACUGUUCAAAUUCUCUGCAUCCACUUUUGUGAACACAAACACUGUGGUUUGAUCUCAUCCACUGUUUUUGGUCCCCCAAUUCUACUUUUGUUUAUAAAAAAAAAAAAUAAAAUGUGUCUGUGGAGAAGACAUUUCUACCCUGAACUGUCUCAGCCCCUCAUUUCUGUUGAUCAGAAUUGUUUACAAAAUCCAAGCUCCACGCAGGCCAUGAAGCAGAGAAGGACACGUCAUUAUCUGGUUGGCUACUGCUGCCUAA